Hemicordylus capensis (graceful crag lizard) is the source of this 2949-nucleotide messenger RNA. RefSeq names its product taspase 1 (gene TASP1). The coding region runs from base 340 to 1599 and encodes 419 amino acids. The record is from RefSeq and is a predicted model, not a curated record. NCBI's taxonomy places the organism in Eukaryota, Metazoa, Chordata, Lepidosauria, Squamata, Cordylidae. The transcript has 14 exons. Gene Ontology annotation, molecular function: threonine-type endopeptidase activity. Gene Ontology annotation, biological process: protein maturation.
UAGGAUCCCCGUUCCUUCUAGAUUGGGUAACGGUGCGUGACGUCAGGCGCUGGCGCAAGCGUCAAUUUUCUACGUCAUGACCCUGCGACUUCGUCACGUUGGUUAUCCUGGCACUUCAUUUGUAGGAGUGCAGUCAGGAUCUUCUGAGUCUUGACUGGGUGGAGGAGGCGGAGAAGAAGAUGAAGAGCAGACUUUGGGAGCCAUUGAGUGGUGCUUGGUGGUGGAGUGGCUGAGUCUAGUUGUGCUUGGUGGAGGGAGGUAGAGUAUGUUAUUUGGGAGAGUUGUCUUCUACUUGGAUGGAAGCAUGUUCUCUUCCACAGAAGAUGGUACCCUUGAAGUAUGAUAAUGGAAAAGGGGAUAAGCUCAGUAGAAAUUUCACCCUCCAAAUCUUCUCAUGCUGCUGCAGUAAGGGUGUUGGCGAAAGAACAUGAAACAAAGCAGUCUCAGAAAGUGAGACGAGUGGGAUUUGUUCUUGUACAUGCAGGUGCAGGGUAUCAUUCUGAAUCCAAAGCCAAAGAAUAUAAGCAUGUGUGCAAAAGAGCCUGUCGGAAGGCAAUUGAAAAACUACAGGCUGGGGCUCUUGUAACAGAUGCAGUGACUGCAGCACUAGUUGAACUAGAGGACUCUCCCUUUACAAAUGCAGGAAUGGGAUCUAAUCUAAAUCUUUUGGGUGAAAUAGAAUGCGAUGCCAGUAUUAUGGAUGGAAAAUCACUAAAUUUUGGAGCAGUUGGCGCUCUCAGUGGAAUCAAAAAUCCUGUGUCGGUUGCAAAUAGAUUGUUAUGUGAAGGGCAGAAGGGGAAACUCUCUGCUGGCAGAAUUCCACCCUGUUUUUUAGUUGGCGAAGGAGCCUUCAGAUGGGCAGUGGAUCAUGGGAUACCAGCCUGUCCUCCAGGGUUCAUGGCUACCAGACUUAGCUUAGCAGCUUUUAAGAGGAACAAGAGGAAACUGGAACUGGCAGAAAAGGUGGAAACGGAUCUUUUUCAGUUGAAGAAAAGACGACAAUCAAGUGAAAAGGAGAAUGACUCAGGAACGCUGGAUACAGUUGGAGCAGUUGUUGUUGACCAAGAAGGAAAUGUUGCUGCUGCGGUAUCCAGUGGAGGUUUAGCCUUGAAACAUCCUGGAAGGGUUGGUCAGGCAGCUCUUUAUGGAUGUGGUUGCUGGGCUGAAAACACAGGAAUUCACAACCCAUAUUCUACAGCUGUGAGUACCUCAGGUUGUGGAGAGCACCUUGUACGGACCUUACUGGCCAGAGAAUGUUCAUGUGCUUUGCAAAAUGAAGAUGCUCAUCAGGCUCUGCUAGAAACUAUGCAAAACAAGUUUAUCGGUUCACCUUUUCUAGCCAAUGAGGAUGGUGUUCUAGGAGGAGUUAUAGUUCUUCGAUCUUGUAGAUGUUCUGCAGAGCCCGACUCCUCACAUGAUAAGCAGUCUCUCCUAGAGUUCCUGUGGAGUCAUACAACAGAGAGCAUGUGUGUGGGAUAUAUGUCUGCACAGGAUGGCAAAGCUAAGACUCACAUUUCAAGGCUUCCCCCUGGAGCGGUGGCAGGGCAGUCGGUGGCAAUUGAAGGAGGAGUUUGCCGGUUGGAGAGCCCAGCAAGCUGAACAGCUACUCAUCUGGUCAGCAAAAGAGAGCAGAGGCUAUUUUGUAUAAUAAGCUCCUUUGUGUUUUUACAGAUGUUGAAAAUUUUAUCCUUGUUGUAUACUCCUUAUUGCAACCACGUGCACCCUAACUUGAAACAAGUGCUGCUGUAGCUUUAUAUUCUUACACUUAAUGUGAAUGUAUAUGAGAAUUUGUCUCCCAGUGGAAUAGAAACUCGGUUCCCAGUUGUGCAAAUAAAGAUAAUGUAGGCAUAAUUUAAUGUUACAAAAACCUUUGUAUCUGUUAAUUGAUUAGCAUAUAAGGCAACAAUACCCGGAAAUUCCAUGGGGGGAAUGCUUAAAAAUUGUGUGGUGGCAAAUGUUGUUUUGCAUUGAGGAGCUACAGGCUUCAGAGCUAGUUAGAAUACAAAAGCAAUUGAAUGCCCUUUAUAUUAUUUAAUGGUUUCAGUGGGUCCAGUAGUAACUUAAACGUGCUCUUCUUCCCCAAGUGUGGGCCGCAGAGUGGUUGGUUUCAGUGAAACAAUCACUGAAACAAUCGAAGAGUGGUUGAUUUCUGUAAAACAAUCUAGGACAGGAUUAUAGCCUGAUGUGUUUUUGUGUUUUUCUUAAUUAUUCAGUUGGUGAUACUUUUUUCCUGGGCUUUAGUGUUGCAUAGCUUCAAGCUGUUAGAUAUUAUGAAAGACUCUGUAAAAAUAACAUACAGUCAUAAUGUCUUUACUUUGUGUAUAAUGAAAUAUCUGAAUGUAAAUAAGAACAAAGUUUAUGGAAAGAGUCAAUAUUAUUCUUUGGUUUUAAAUAUAUUUUUAAGAGAAUUUUGUCAAAAAAAAAAGCUAUUACUGGAUGAAUAAUUAAAUUCAUUACAUGAUGGAAGAGGAUCCUAAAUGUACCCUUUAGUUCCUUAAAUUCCAAAUUUAUAGCGAAGGUGUAUAAAUGUUUGCAAUUAUAUUUACAUGUUAUGCAUGUACUUACAAGUGGCCUUUUGAACAGCGAAAAUGUAUGGUAAUACAUAGUUAAUGUCCCUGCUUUUGUUGUGGGUGUGAGUUCAUUUAUCCUAUGAUUAUGUUUCAGGACCUUUUAAAAAGCUUUAUUGUUUUUAUGUUUACAAGGAUAUAAUGACUACCGAAGAGUUGUGUUUAGUACCUUGUGAACUGUCCAAAUGGAAUAAGAGAAGUUCAUUGGGGUGUGUUUUUAUGUGUUAAGACGGUGUAUACUCCCUUUAGAAAUACCUGCUCAGUUACCUUAAAGCAUAUUUCUAAUCCCACAAUAGACUACUUGUCCUCUAUUAGUGUGCUACUCCUCUGUUUUCAUAUAACAUUUGAAAGGAAACAUAAUUAAAUACUGUUUUUAAUCAGG